AUGCCACGGCCGCACACCUAUGGUGACUGGGAUGAGUCGUACAACGAGGUCCCCAGGUGGGUGUUGGGAGUCCAGUUGACGAUGCCUGGUACUGUUGCAGUCCUUAGGACGAGCCCUGUUCGAGUUGGUAGACAGCUGGACGAGUCUCAAGCUUAUUUUCAUAGACUGUUCUGGACGUUUCCACCGUGUAUCAAGGCAUUCUGUCAUUGCAAGUUGCUGGUUAGUAUUGACGGCACCCAUCUAUAUGGCAAGUAUGGGAGAACGUUGCUUGUAGCGAUUGCACAGGACGGGAACUCCAACAUACUCCAUGUUGCAUUCGCACUAGUCGAGGGUGAGAAUGCUGAGUCUUGGUCAUUCUUUCUCUCCCAUCUGCGUCAGCACGUGACACCGCAGCUGGGUCUGCUGGUUAUAUCGGACAUGCAUAACGGCAUCAAGGCCGAGCUUGAGGCUCCCGACGGAGGCUGGUUACCUCCAUCUGCGUACCGAACAUUCUGCAUUCGACAUGUAGCGGCAAAUUUCACCCUAACCUUCAAGGGCAAAGACAAACGGAGGCUUCUUGUCAACACGGCAUACGCAAAGACCGAGGUAGAGUUUGAUUACUGGUUUGAUAUUCUGCGAACUGAAGACCCGGCGAUGUGUGAGUGGGCGAAUCAGAUAGUGUAUUCCUUGUGGACUCAGCAUUGUGAUGAGGGGCGGAGAUUCGGGCACAUGACGACGAAUAUCUCUGAAUGUAUGAACUCAAUUCUCAAGAGUGUCAGAAACCUCCCUGUGUGCUCGCUGGUGAAGGCAACAUAUGGAAGGCUUGCCAAACUAUUUGUUCGCAAGGGGAGAGAGGCUGAGGCCCAGCUGGGAACCGGACAAGAAUUCAGUCAGCACUUAGUGAAGUGUAUUGAGGCCAACUUGAAGAUGGCGAGGUGCUUCACGGUGACUUUGUUGUGCUCGCUUGCAAAUCAGACAUGUGACUGCGUAUCCUUCCAGGCACUUCAUUUCCUGUGUCCGCACGCACUGGCAUGCUGUGCCUACUCACGGGUUAACUGGGCCGCUUACGUCCACCGGUGUAUCGUCUUAGUUCAGUGUUCAGUGUGUAUCGGAUGGGAUUCACACCUCCUAUUUUGGAGGGUUUCUGGCCACCAUAUGACGGGCCGACUGUGA
Messenger RNA from Arachis duranensis, 1152 nucleotides. RefSeq lists its product as uncharacterized. Bases 1 to 1152 code for a protein of 383 amino acids. Gene Ontology annotation, molecular function: zinc ion binding. NCBI's taxonomy places the organism in Eukaryota, Viridiplantae, Streptophyta, Magnoliopsida, Fabales, Fabaceae. The record is from RefSeq and is a predicted model, not a curated record. The transcript has a single exon.